Letharia columbiana is the source of this 1161-nucleotide messenger RNA. RefSeq lists its product as uncharacterized. The record is from RefSeq and is a predicted model, not a curated record. Gene Ontology annotation, biological process: C-terminal protein methylation. The transcript has a single exon. Gene Ontology annotation, molecular function: protein C-terminal leucine carboxyl O-methyltransferase activity. The coding region runs from base 1 to 1161 and encodes 386 amino acids. Lineage: Eukaryota; Fungi; Ascomycota; Lecanoromycetes; Lecanorales; Parmeliaceae.
AUGGCAGCGCCACAUAUACCAAACCUCAACACACUACGUAAUGCGCGAGGAACAAGUCGUGGCCGAGGCCGUGGUCAAGGAUCGGGAGGCCCAUCUAUUACAAGCUAUGAGGAGGACAAAAUCGCCAAAGACAAGAUCGUGCAGCAGACUGAUCAGGACGCCAGUGUCUCCAGACUGAGCGCCGUUGAGGCUGGAUACCUGGAUGAUCCAUUUGCCAAGUACUUUGUGUCGGGAGAAGGGCAAAGGAGACUCCCAAUCAUCAACAGGGGUACCUACGUUCGUACUAAAGCCAUCGACAACUUGGUGGACGAGUUCCUCUCCAAGAAUCCGGCUCAAAGGAAGCAAAUCAUAUCCCUUGGUGCUGGAUCUGAUACACGUUUCUUCCGCUUGAUGAGUCGAAGACCUGUUCCCCACGGCAGAGGCAUUCAAGAAUGUCCAAAUGUCAUAUACCAUGAAAUCGACUUCCAAGCGAAUACAAUUCAAAAGCUUCAUCCCAUCAGAAAGCUUAGUGAGCUUUGCAGUCAUGUUGGGGCCCCUAUGACCAUUUCUCACAGCACGAACCCCUCAGAGGUUUACAAUGACGAUACUCUUCACGCAGACCAGUAUCACGUUCAUCCUGUUGAUCUUCGAAACCUCGGCCCUUCUCGCCCCGCUCCCCGUUCUUUUGACUUCAUUGAUAUUGCUCUACCCACUCUCAUCAUUUCAGAAUGCUGUCUUUGCUACCUUCCUCCAGCUGCGGCAGAUACUGUCGCGCUGUACUUCACACGGCAUCUGUUUCCUGACAGCACGCCUGUUGGAUUGAUACUCUACGAGCCGAUACACCCAAACGAUCCCUUCGGUAAAACCAUGGUCUCAAAUCUAGCCGCGCGCGGCAUCGUCUUACAGACGCUGAAAAGAUAUGGAUCCUUGGAAGCGCAAGCAGCCAGAAUGAAGUCAUAUGGACUGGAGGGUACUGGAGGGGCGAGCGUUAAGAACCUUUGGGACAAGGGCGUGGAAGGAAACGAGAAGGAGCGAGUGGCAGGCUUGGAGAUGGUGGACGAGGUUGAGGAAUGGGAGCUGCUGGCCGGACACUACUGCGUUGCUUGGGGCUGGAGGGGGGGCCCAGAGGAUGGCGUAUGGGAUGGCUGGCAGAGUAUGGCGGAACAAUUGGGUGGGAAUUGA